This is a messenger RNA of Paramuricea clavata, 1866 nucleotides long. NCBI's taxonomy places the organism in Eukaryota, Metazoa, Cnidaria, Anthozoa, Malacalcyonacea, Plexauridae. The record is from the annotation of a GenBank genome assembly.
AUGAGUUCAACAGGUUAUGGGCCCAGGAGCAAUGCUAAACUGCAAAGACUUUUAUUUGACGGAGAUGAAACAAAAUACGAGCUUUGGGAAGCGAGAUUACUUGGUUAUUUGCAAACCAUAAAAUUGAAGAAAACAAUUCUAUCGUCGGCACCACUUGAGGAAGAAGGCGACGAAGCAAAGAAUGAAGAGAGUUACGCCGAGUUAAUACAACUUUUGGAUGAUACUAGCCUGUCGUUAGUGAUGAGAGAUGCUGCUGGCGAUGGAAGGAAAGCCUUAAAGAUUUUACGCGACCACUACGCAAGCCAAGGUAAACCUAGAAUAAUAGCACUUUAUACUGAGCUCAGGUCACUCAAGAAAGGAACAAGCGAGACAGUGACAGACUAUCUAAUACGAGCCGAACGAUCGAUUAUGGCCCUGAAAAACGCUAAAGAGACACUUAGUGAUGGGCUUGUUAUUGCUGUGAUAUUAAAACGUUUACCUGACUCAUACAAACCCUUUUUUGUCCAUAUUACACAAAGUACAAGUGAAAUUACAUUUGCUAUGUUCAAGUCUCAACUGAAAAGCUUUGAAGAAACAGAGAAGUUUAAUUGUAAGCCAAAGACUGAUCAAGUAAUGAAAACUGAGUCUCCAUCGUUUUCUGCAUCCAGUUAUGUCACAUGUUAUGCUUGUGGUCCCAAAGGUCAUAUCAUGAAGGAUUGUCCUGACAAAACUAAGAGUGAAACAAGCAAGUGGUGCUCAUACCACAAGUCAACAAUGCAUAGUGAUAGUACCUGUCGAAGACAUCAACGAAAAGAUCAAGAAGCUACAAAAGUAAAACAAGCGACAUUUGGUGGCCAGUCCGGUGACCCAGGGGAUGAACACUCGUACACUUUUCAUGUGCAAGGGAGUCACCUUAAGCAGUCACAGUACAAAGCAAAUGGGAUGCUUGUUGAUACUGGAGCUACAUCUCAUAUUGUUACAAAAAAUGUAUUGAAACGUGUUGAUGGUAACUUUAACCAAACAAAGCAUUACAUGGAACUUGCUGAUGGGACACGUAGAAAUAAUGUGGCACUGAAACGUGGAGAUGCUGAAGUAUCAAUAGCUGAUGAAAAUGGAAAAUAUGUGAAAGCUGUUCUGAAAGACGCACUGUUCAUACCAACGUAUCCACAGGAUAUAUUUUGUGUUAGAGCAGCUACUUCAAAUGGAGCCAAAGUAAAGUUCUCACAAGAUAAAAACGAACUUCUCUACAAAGAUGGUACCACUUCAUUAUUGGAGGAACAUGAACACUUGUAUUAUUUGAACACUGUUAAUCAACUAAAUGAUGAUAGCAAUAUAAGUAGUUCAUAUGAUAAGGUAAGUCUUGCAUGCAGUAUUUACAAGUGGCAUGAAAUAUUAGGGCAUUGUAAUUUCGAUGAUAUAAUGAAACUAGAAAAUGUAGUCACUGGGAUGAAAGUUGUAGGGAAGGUAGAUAGGUCCAAGUUAGAAUGUGGUACAUGUACAGAAGGGAAGUUUGCAAAUUGUAGUAAUAGACCACCAGAUAGUCGAGCUACAAAACCCCUAGAAAAGGUACAUACAGACUUAGCAGGUCCCAUUAGCCCAGUGUCCAAAAAUGGUUUUAAAUAUUGCAUUGCAUUCACUGAUGAUUUUUCUGGAGCCAUUUUUGUAUAUUUCCUUAGAAAUAAGACUGACACCCUAUUAGCAACUGAGAAGUUUCUUGCAGAUUGUGUACCUUAUGGCCAGGUAAAGUGCUUGAGGUCAGAUAAUGGCACAGAAUUCAUGAAUGGUGAUUUCCAAGAUCUUCUUAGGAAAAGAGCCAUUAAGCAUGAAACUUCUUGUCCAAAUUCUCCCCACCGGAACAGCAGAAAGGUACUGGCGGACACUAUUUGA